CCUUAGUUCUCCUUCAGCCGCCACCCGAACCAAUACAACAAAGAUCGCUUUAGAUAACGCUUUUGUUUUACAGAAUUGCUAGAAAGUUGAUCAUGUGUUGAAUUCAGAUAUGAGAGAAAUUUCUUAGUGGCACAAUCCUUUUGGCCCCCAUGCUUGCCUAGGUAGAAAUUCAAGUUGAAAACCUCGAGAAGAGCAAUCUAUAUAACAAACAGUUGAUGAGAUCUCUUCCACGAUCCAUCAAAAGCUUAUUUGACAAGCAAAAACUCCUUCACAGGAUUUUUUUUUUUCAGGUAGCAAACAACUGAGAUAGCAAGAUUGCAACAAGAUGGAUUUUAGCAUAAACAAGCUCUCAACCCCAAUCACCUUAGAGAUCAACCAAUGCAAGCUGCUAACAUUCAUUGAUCAGAAUAGGAGUGAGUUACCUGGUGGGAUUCCACCUAAGAUUAGAGGUAUACGAAUCUUCGAUCAACUGAAUCUAUUGAGGAAUAUGAAAGAUCAUUUUGUAGGGAGCAUUCCUAUGUCUUUUUUUGCAGUGGCGGCACUAGAUGGAGGGUUGGGUUGCCGAUUAAGGAAGAGAGAGAGUUCCGACGGCGCACCAGUAACGGUGGACGCUGGACGGUGAUAAGUUGUGAGAGCCUGAGAGGAGAGAGAAGGCAGGGAGAGAGCGAAGGAAAGUGAGGGGAAAAGGACUUUCGAGUCCAGACAAGAAAAGGGAUUGGGAUUUGGGCGGAUUUUACCAACGUCCGUUAAACCUGGACUCCAUUACUCUUGAAACUUAUAAGUGACGUGGUGCUUUCUUAUUCGUGGAUGUAGAAAAUUUUCUGAAUCCCGGAUGCAGAAGAUGUGAACUCAAAAUUACCCUACUCAUUUUCAUAAUCUUAUGGUUUGUGGAGAGUGGAUACGUCAUAUAAACCACCAAUUCUCUCCAUUUCAAUCACCAUCUAUUUUCAACACGAUGGCACCAUCACCACCACUCAAACCCAUGUCAUCGUUGUAUCAUGAUCAUCAAUUGCACCAUAAAUUAGAAUUGGUGCUUGGCAAAGUUUUCAGAUUUUCUCUUCUUCACUCCUCUUCUCGUUGCCUUCUUCAAUCACAUAAACGCGUGAUUGAGAUGACGUCUUCGCUGUUUCCACUAGGGUUGUGGAGACCAGCUGAUCAACUCCACCUAUUUCCUCCUCCAUGAUACUGGAGUGGUGAUUCCGGUCCUCUUUCAAAUGGAGAGCGGGAAUGCGACCACUGCAACUCUUGGUCUCAUACUGGAGAGUCGUGCUUCGUUUCAUGCAUUUGGAGCCAGGGUGAGAUAGCUUGGGGUUUAUUGUUGGACUUCACCAUGAAUAUGGUGUGGUUUCUACUCCAUCUAGUCUGUUAUUUUGUGGCACUCUCCUAUGGGGUCUAUACGAAUGCUUCUUCAAGACCAGCCUAUGUGAACAUUGGAGCUAUUUUGAGUUUCAACUCUACCAUCGGUAAGGUAGCGAAAAUUGCAAUAGAAGCCGCAGUCGAAGAUGUCAAUUCCAAUUCCGCUGUUCUUGGYGGAACCAAGCUGGUCCUUACCAUGCAGGAUACCCGCUAUAGUGGAUUUCUUGGCAUUCUUGAGGCUCUAAAAUUCAUGGAGACUGAUACUGUGGCCAUAGUUGGUCCCCAAUCUUCUGUUAUAACUCAUAUAAUCUCACAUGUUGCAAAUGAACUCCAAGUCCCCCUUGUAUCAUUUGCAGCAACAGACCCCACCCUGUCUUCACUUCAAUACCCCUUCUUUGUCAGGGCUGUACMGAAUGAUCUGUUCCAGAUGGCUGCAGUCGCAGAGGUAGUUGACUAUUACGGUUGGAAAGAGGUAACUGCAGUCUUCGUUGAUGACGACCAUGGGAGAAAUGGGGUAGCUGCAUUAGGGGAUAAACUUGCUGAGAGGCGUUGUAAGAUAUCGUAUAAAGCUGCUUUGAACCCGCAAGUGAGCCGGAAUGAUAUAACAGAUGUACUGCUURAGGUGACAUUAAUGGAACCGCGCGUCAUUAUUCUGCAUGCUUAUGCUGAUUGGGGUCUYCAGGUAUUCGACGUGGCCCACCAGCUUGGAAUGAUGGGCUCAGGAUAUGUUUGGAUAGCUACAAACUGGUUAUCUACUGUCUUAGAUACGUACUUACCCCUGCCUUCCGUCUCCUUGAACUUGGUCCAAGGAGUUCUUGCACUGCGUAUGCAUAUACCAGAAUCUGGACCAAAAAGAAACUUUGUCUCUAGGUGGAACAACCWUUCUGGCAAAAAGAGGCUAGGUGGGCAUCUUGGAUUGAAUACUUAUGGCCUCUAUGCUUAUGAUACUGUAUGGCUACUUGCUCAUGCAAUUAAUGCAUUGUUAGAUCAGGGGGGAAGUAUUUCAUUUUCUAAGGAUUCAAGGUUAAAUGAUACCAAAGGAGGGAGAAUGCAUCUUAACGCAAUGAGGAUCUUUAAUGAAGGGAAUUUGUUGCUGAAAAAAAUUUUGCAGAGCAACYUAACAGGUCUAACUGGUCCAAUCCAGUUUGAUUCAGAUAGAUCGCUUAUUCAUCCUGCAUUUGAUGUCAUUAACGUUAUAGGCACAGGGGUCCAGAGGAUUGGUUACUGGUCUAACUAUUCUGGCUUAUCAGUUGUGCCUCCGGAAAUUCUUUACACAAAGCCAGCUAAUCGAUCGACUUCAAAUCAGCAUCUUUAUGAUGUUACCUGGCCUGGACGAACAAAGACAAAACCUCGUGGAUGGGUUUUCCCAAACAAUGGAAGGCAAUUAAGAAUUGGAGUUCCUAACCGAGCCAGCUACCCUGAAUUUGUGUCACAAGUAAGAGGCUCGGAUAAGAUGAUUGGAUAUUGCAUCGAUGUCUUUAAUGCUGCUCUAAACUUGUUACCCUAUGCCGUUCCAUAUAAAUUAAUCCCUUAUGGAGAUGGUCAGAAGAACCCCAACUACAAUGAGCUUGUGAAUUUGAUCACAACUGGUUUUUUUGAUGCUGCCAUAGGUGACAUUGCAAUCGUCACAAACCGGACAAGGGUUGUAGAUUUCACACAGCCAUAUGUUGAGUCUGGGCUAGUGGUUGUGGUCCCUGCCAAGAAACUAAGCUCAAGUGCUUGGGCAUUUCUGCGGCCAUUUACUCCAAUGAUGUGGUGCAUCACAGGUAUUCUUUUCCUUCUUGUGGGAGUAGUUGUGUGGAUUUUGGAGCAUAGGAUCAAUGAUGACUUCAGGGGCCCUCCUAAGAAACAAGUUGCCACCAUUUUAUGGUUUAGCUUCUCAACCUUGUUCUCAUCACAUAGAGAGAAUACCGUCAGUGCCCUUGGACGUUUUGUGCUACUCAUUUGGUUAUUUGUGGUUCUGAUUAUCAAUUCAAGCUAUAAAGCGUAUCUGACAUCAAUUCUCACAGUUCAACAACUAUCAUCACCUAUAAAAGGAAUUGAAAGUUUGAUAGCAACCAACCAACCCAUUGGAGUCCAACAGGGUGCUUAUACUGGGAACUAUCUGAAUGAGGAGCUUAGCAUCCCCAAGUCUCGACUUGUUCCUCUUGAUUCACCAGAAGAAUAUGCUAGAGCACUCCAAGCAGGUCCCAAGAAUGGGGGUGUUGCUGCUGUGGUUGAUGAGCGUGCAUAUGUUGAACUCUUUCUUUCUAGCCGAUGCAAAUUCACUAUUGUAGGCCAAGAGUUUACCAGAAAUGGUUGGGGAUUUGCUUUCCAAAGGGACUCCCCCUUAGCCGUUGACAUGUCAACUGCCAUUCUGGCACUGUCAGAGAAUGGCGAACUUCGAAGGAUCCGUGAAAAGUGGUUGAGGAGAAGCGCUUGCAAUUCACAAGGAGAUGGCAUUGGAUCAGACCAACUUCAUCUCGAGAGCUUCCGGGGCCUCUUUCUCAUAUGCGGACUAGCUUGCAUUGUUUCCCUCCUUGUAUAUUUUAUAUCGACGGUACGCCAGUUCAGCCAACAUUCCUCUGAAGAGCCUGAGUGUUCUUCUAGAGGAGGUAGCUCGCGAUAUGGACGCAUCCAAACGUUUCUGUCAUUUAUUGAUGAAAAAGAAGAGGAAAUAAUAAAGAAGAGGUCCAAGAGAAGGCAAUCGAUAAGGUCCUUAAGUUGUAGUGAAAACAAUGAUGGAUCAACAAAUGCGUCCAGGAAAAGACACCUUGAGAUGACUUCGGACGACAAUAUCUGAGUUGGGGAUUCGCUUAGUCUGUUAGCUUUACCAGCCUCCCUCCCGGUCCCGGUGUAUAUUAAUUCAGACAUAUUGCAGCUGAUUUAGCACUAUUUUGCAGCUGAUAAUUGCUCGGGUUGUUUUUGAAACCUAUUUUUCACAUGAUAUAAUUGUAAUGUUGUCAUGCUGUAA
Nelumbo nucifera (sacred lotus) is the source of this 4309-nucleotide messenger RNA. NCBI's taxonomy places the organism in Eukaryota, Viridiplantae, Streptophyta, Magnoliopsida, Proteales, Nelumbonaceae. The record is from RefSeq and is a predicted model, not a curated record.